AUAAUUACGAUAGUGAGAGUCACUGAGGUAUGGUACCUUGUCAGGUACUCAGCUUAGUACGCAUGUGCUUUGGUUUGAAGUAACGACUUAUCUUGCUUUACCUGUCAGGUGGAGCGCGAGUGUAGUUUCUCGAUUCGUGUCGUAUAAAGUUUAUAUUUAUUUGGAUGGAUUGUUCGGUUUAAAUUGUCAAAACCCGAGUGAAUUGUUUGUUUUCUAAAAAAAUUUAUGUAAAAUGGAUUAUUGAUAUAUUAUUGUUUGUAACCAGGAUUCAAGACAACUAACAAUGGCGUAUCGAAAUGGUUAUUCUGGAGACGAUCGUGAAUUAGACAGGGAUGCCAGGAUGAAUGACGGUGUAGGAAAACCAGUGCAUAUUAUUGAACAUUUGGCCACUUUUACGGUUACCAAAGAAACAGGCAUCAUGUACCCAGCUGAUGGAAUGAGGCGAUUGCUGCAGUUGGAAAAAACAAAUGGAAUUUGGUCACAAAAAAUGCAGUUAUGUUUAGAUAAUUCCUGGGUUCUUAUCAUGGAUUAUGAAACAGGGAGCGUAAUGGAGCGAUUUCCUGCAAAUUCGAUUCAAGAACCGAGCGCAUUCAUGAGUCAAGAUCCCAUGGAUAUGUAUAACAAUAUUUUAGUCUUCAUUGUUACAAACUCAAAUCAGUCACACCCUCCAGAGAUGCAUAUAUUUCAGUGCCAAAGUAUUUCAGCUCAAGAUUUGGUCGAAGAUUUGAAAGAGCUACGAAUGGGUAAAGCAUUGACAAGAAGUCGUAAAAGCAGUAUCCCUCCCCCGACUCAUAAACCUCCUCAAAGUGUUAUUAGUCCAUCUAGAGAUGUAACACGGGAUUAUCACGGAUCAGAUUCUGAACUUACCGCAAAUAAUGAUGAUUCGAGUUCAACAACUAGUGAAAAAUACGAGAGAGAUGUUACUAUCCUUAAUCACUGUUUCGAUGAUAUUGAAAAGUUUAUAGCGAGACUUCAACAUGCAGCUGCAGCUGCCAGAGAACUUGAACGUCGAAGAAAAACAAGGAAAAGUAAGAAAAGAGACAUGGGUGAUGGAAUGUUGACAAUGAGAACAAAGCCUCCACCAGAAAAAGAAUUUGUUGAUAUUUUCCAGAAAUUCAAACUUUCGUUCAACUUGUUAGCUAAAUUGAAAGCACAUAUCCAUGAUCCAAAUGCUCCAGAAUUGGUUCAUUUUCUCUUCACACCUCUAGCUUUGAUUGUUGAAGCUUCGCAUGAUACCUAUUUUGAUCAGCAUAUACCACACAACGUAAUUUCUCCUUUGCUAACGAGAGAAGCUGUUAACUUAUUAAUGAAUUGUGUUACAAGUAAAGAAACAGAAUUGUGGCAUUCACUGGGAAGCGCAUGGCUGAUACCAAGAGAUCAAUACAAGGGUAACGUAAUAGCCUAUCAUCCGGUUUUUAUGGAUGGAUGGUCACCAGAAUAUCCGGUCGUGGAUGAAACGGAGAUCAAAUCUUAUCAACAUGAUCAGUAUAGCGGAGAGUAUGGAGAUUAUCCCUCUUCAAGUCAAGAUGUGUACGAGAGAAGUAAUUCUCAUCAAAAAGAUAUAACAACAACACUAGGUGAAAGUACACGAAGUGACAUUUCGGUGGACUCAAUUGAGAGAAAUGGGGAAGAAAGGGGCUUUGGAAGGAACCAAGAAAGCUUUUUGGAAGACCUUCAAAAUAGAGGGGCAACCAUUGUCCAAGUUACAUAUCCACGAACAGCUAAUAACGAUAAAGAAUUAACUGUCGUUAGAGGAGAGUUUUUAGAGAUUUUAGACGACAGUAGAAAAUGGUGGAAAGCCAGAAAUAGUAGAGGACAAGUUGCUCACGUUCCACAUACAAUAGUCACUCCUUAUGUUUUCAAUAACCCCUUGUAUACCCAUAAUUACAGAAGGACUGAUUCUCCAGUAGAGAGAUUUUCCAGAGACCAUAGCACGCAAGAUCAUUCCCCUACAUCAAAAACUAAUACAGAUUGGAUUAGAAAUGAAAGGAUCGAUAGUCCAAUUGCUCCUCCUCCACCACCACCUCCCCCUCCUGCUCCCCUUCCCACUGCACCUGCUACACCUACUUCUAUAAAGAGAACACAAUCCAGGCAGUCAUUAAUGUCCACGAUGUCCAAUGACUUGCAAGAAGAAUUGACCAGUGUAUUAACUUUGGUUCGAGACAGAAAUAAACAAAGAUAUUUAGACAUCAAGCAAACUCCAGAAACAUAUAUCAACCAAAAAUCUAAUCCAUCUGAGGUGCAAGAUUGGUUAGAAGCUAAAGGUUUUAACGAAAAUAUUAGGAACAAAUUUAAAGGGGUCAAUGGUCAUCAUCUAUUCGAAGUUAAAAAAGCCGAACUUGAAAGAAUAUGUGGAAAAAAUGAAGGGAAACGUUUGUUCUCUCAGAUUAGUAUCCAAAAAUCCACAAGUGGAUAUCAAACAGUACGAACAACAGAGCUGCAAGCUAUUCUGGCAAAAGCAAGACAGAAGAUUGAAAACUCAAAGAAAGACACAUUUGAAGAAUUGUGAUUUUAUUUACUAUUGUUUACACUAAUUGUAGCUCCGUUAUUAAUUGUUGACUAUCGAGGUACAUUUGUCACAAUCUCCAAGAAAAAAUUAUACAUUCUCAACAAAUGAAUAGAUGCAUUCUAGAAAGAAAAUAUUACAACACACGCUUACCUUGCAACAUAAAUUGUAGUAAUAAGUUAUUUAUUUGGUAUAAACGAUUUGUUUAACUGCUCUGAAAUACAAGGCCAUUGACAAAUGUUCCAAGAUAUUGUAGAAGUAUAUAUAACAUAUCAAAUAUUAUAUCAACUUUAUACUCGCCAUUGAUCAGACUUAACAUGGGUUGUAUCUAUUUCACGUGGAAAAUAUAUUUAAAUUUGAUUAAAUACUGUUUUGAA
Diorhabda sublineata is the source of this 2883-nucleotide messenger RNA. RefSeq names its product epidermal growth factor receptor kinase substrate 8-like. NCBI's taxonomy places the organism in Eukaryota, Metazoa, Arthropoda, Insecta, Coleoptera, Chrysomelidae. The record is from RefSeq and is a predicted model, not a curated record. The transcript has 11 exons. Bases 284 to 2509 code for a protein of 741 amino acids. Gene Ontology annotation, molecular function: actin binding. Gene Ontology annotation, biological process: Rho protein signal transduction; regulation of Rho protein signal transduction. Gene Ontology annotation, cellular component: plasma membrane.